UUUCGCGCGAGUGGUGCGGCGAGCGCGAGAGAGGAUCAACGUAACAUUGGAGCGCGUUACGAGCCACCGGCAGAAGGAGGAGGCGGUAGUGGAGGAGGAAAGAGAGAGGAGCAGGAACACAUAGGAGACAGAGAGAAGAGCGCGUCGGGAAGCGCUAGCACGCGGUGUGGCGAAAAAUGGCGAAGACGUUUCGCGCGGUGACGGUUUCGACUCUGUCAAACAAUGGACAGUCUACGCCGAAGUACAAUAAACCAGUCACGCUCAAUAUCAAUUAUGACCCGCAAGGCCUCAGCGUCGAGUUGGUCUCAGGAGACCUUAGCACUAGAGAAAAGACAUCUCUAUUGGAAUUUCCAGUGACUCCUAGUACAGAAUGUUCUCGUGUGUCAUCUCGAAGUUAUGUUUUUACAUUUGAUACAGAUAGUAUACUAUUUACAUUUGCUAACGAAACAGAUUUUCGUAACUUUCACUCGCACAUAGUAAAACUCAGGAUGGGAAAAGGUGUAUCAGCAUUUAACGAACGAACGGAAGAAUCUUCGGCGAUGCAGUAUUUCCAAUUUUAUGGAUAUCUGUCGCAGCAACAAAACAUGAUGCAGGAUUAUAUUAGAACCAGCACGUACCAGCGAGCAAUUCUUGGAAACUUAUCUGACUUUAAAGAUAAGGUUGUAUUAGAUGUAGGUGCUGGUUCUGGUAUAUUAUCAUUUUUCGCUAUACAAGCUGGAGCAAAAAAAGUAUAUGCCGUGGAAGCAAGCAAUAUGGCAAACCAUGCAGAACUCCUAGUUGCAGCCAAUAAUUUGUCAGAUAAAAUAAUAGUCAUAGCUGGGAAAAUAGAAGAAAUUGACUUAUCUGAACAAGUGGAUUGUAUAGUAAGCGAACCUAUGGGAUAUAUGUUGUACAAUGAAAGAAUGCUUGAAACUUAUUUACAUGCUAAAAAGUGGUUAGUUCCAGGUGGAAGAAUGUUUCCCUCCAGAGGUGAUUUACACAUUGCACCAUUUUCUGAUGAAAAUCUUUAUAUGGAGCAAUUCAAUAAAGCCAACUUUUGGUAUCAAACAUGUUUCCAUGGUGUAGAUCUCUCUGCCAUGAGAAAUAACGCCAUUAAAGAAUAUUUCAGGCAGCCAAUUGUUGAUACUUUUGAUAUUAGAAUAUGUAUGGCGAAAUCAGUGAGACACAUAGUAGACUUCCAAACAGCUGAUGAGACUGAUUUACACAAAAUAGAAAUAGAUGUCGAUUUUCAUAUAUUGGAGAGUGGUACAUGCCACGGUUUAGCUUUUUGGUUCGAUGUAGCGUUUAUCGGAUCGACUCAACAAGUUUGGUUAAGCACGGCUCCUACAGAACCUCUCACACACUGGUAUCAAGUACGGUGUCUUCUGGAAAAUCCUCUGUUUUGUAAAAGUGGACAGUUGCUCUCUGGAAGAGUUAUUCUCAUAGCAAAUAAAAGACAAUCGUACGAUGUAACAAUAGAACUAAAACUUGAAGGAACAAAUAUGGAAAGCAGUAGUAACACUUUAGAUUUGAAAAAUCCUUACUUCCGAUACACGGGCGCAGCGGCGCAACCGCCUCCUGGUUUAAAUAAUACUUCACCUAGCGAGGCCUAUUGGACUACUCUGGACGCGCAGGGCGCUCGGCAAGCGGUGAACAUGGUCAACGGAAUGUCGGUCAAUGGUCUCGGCGAGGUUUCGAUGGACACAACCGUAAAUCCGAAUAAUUUGCUGGCUAUAGGAGGUCAACCAAAUAUUCAUCCUGGUUCCAUCUCGAGCACGGGACGUGUAGGUGGUCGUGUGGGAGGUACGGCUACGAGUACGCAAGCGGCACAGUUGAUAGGUGGCGGAAUAACACCGAACAUGUUUACAUCACCAGCUACUCUUGGUGUUACUUUCCAGCAAUCGCUGGUCCUCGGCAACACUUCUCAUUAUCCAGUGAAUCCCAGUCUGAUGAUCGGCGACUACGUGACUCCUGGGAACGGCAUAUCGCCACAGGCAUAUCGACAAUGAUCUAUAGCGAAGUCGUUUCUCACUGAGUAUUCCCGCAAAGUAAAACAGUUACAAAAUGAUCGUAAUAGCUGUAGCAGUAUUGGAGAUGCCGGCAGUAACAGUAAGCAAAGCCGCAAACUGGUAUUUAGUUCUCCAGCCAGUAAGCUUCGACUCUCGUCCGCUGUGCGAAUUUUAAGUACCGUCGACUUAGCCAAUUUUAAUGCAGAAUUUGGCCAUAGUAACAACGUUGCUUAUUCCAAUAAAAAUAUAGUCACUCCCGGAUUUGCAUUCGAUUGGAAUUCCGUAAGAAACAAGUCACAGUGGGAAGCGCGUUGGAAAAGACUGCGAGCCGUCCUCUCGUAGUUUUCAUUAGUUUUCUCAUACAAUUGGUUUGUUGUCGUUCGGUUGUUCUUCGAAAAAAAAAAAAAAAAAA
Pseudomyrmex gracilis is the source of this 2400-nucleotide messenger RNA. RefSeq names its product histone-arginine methyltransferase CARMER (gene Art4). The record is from RefSeq and is a predicted model, not a curated record. The transcript has 8 exons. Bases 177 to 1988 code for a protein of 603 amino acids. NCBI's taxonomy places the organism in Eukaryota, Metazoa, Arthropoda, Insecta, Hymenoptera, Formicidae. Gene Ontology annotation, biological process: peptidyl-arginine methylation. Gene Ontology annotation, molecular function: protein-arginine N-methyltransferase activity.